Molecule: messenger RNA, 1297 nt
Organism: Prunus dulcis (almond)
Lineage: Eukaryota; Viridiplantae; Streptophyta; Magnoliopsida; Rosales; Rosaceae
Product: glycine-rich cell wall structural protein-like
Exons: 3
Coding region: 62-1297 (411 amino acids)
Source: RefSeq, a predicted model, not a curated record
CCCUAUAUAAACACUAGCUGCCCUAUCUAUCACUAUCAAACAUUUUAGUAGCUAGCUAGCUAUGGGAAUUUCUAUAUUGAGGGUGGGGAAGGUACUUUUGUGGGUGGCUGUGGUGAUGAUGAGUUUCAUCUCUGACUCUUGCGUACAAGGAAUAAGGAAGAUGGAGAUGGAGAUCAAGAAGAAUAAGGGUGGUGAAGGUGAUGAUCAUGGCAACAACAAAUUAGGGAAAAAGGAGCCAGAGUGGUUCUUUGAUGGUCCUGCUGCAGGCAAUCCCAAUGUUCCUGGUGGGGUUAGUGGCGGUGGUGGUGGUUUUGGAGGAGAGGGGAAAGGGUUUGGUUUUAGUUUUGGCGGGAAGGGAUCCUAUAGUUACAGCUAUGGUACUUCUGGGAAACCUGCCAAUGCAAUUGGUUUUGGAAAGCCUGACUGUGUUGGAAAAGGUGGCGGAUCCGGAGCUGGUGGUGGGAUAGGCAAAGGUGGCGGAGCUGGUGGUGGGAUAGGCAAAGGUGGAGGAGCUGGUGGUGGGAUAGGCAAAGGUGGAGGGUCUGGUGGUCGAAGCCACCAUAAGACUAAAAAAGAGAAGAAUCACCAUCAAGGUGGUGCUGGAGGUGGAAUUGGGGGAGGCAUUGGCAAAGGAAUUGGUGGUGGAGGUCAUGGUGCUCGAGGAGCUGGUCAUGGAGGCAUUGGAAAAGGAGGUGGUGUUGGUGGCGGCAUCGGCAAAAGAGGGGGUGUCGGUGGCGGCAUCGGCAAAGGAGGGGGUGUCGGAGGCGGCAUUGGCAAAGGAGGGGGUGCUGGUGGCGGCAUUGGCAAAGGAGGAGGUGUCGGUGGUGGAGGAGGGGGUGCCGGAGGAGGUGUUGGUGGUGGAGGAGGGGCUGCUGGAGGCGGUGUCGGUGGUGGAGGAGGGGGUGCCGGAGGAGGUGUUGGUGGUGGAGGAGGGGGUGCCGGAGGCGGUGUAGGUGGAGGAGGGGGUGCCGGAGGCGGUGUCGGUGGUGGAGGAGGGGGUACCGGAGGUGGUGUAGGUGGUGGUGCAGGGGGUGGCAUCGGUGGUGGUGCGGGAGGUGGCAUAGGUGGUGGUGUUGGGGGUGGCAUAGGUGGUGGUGGUGCAGGAGGCAAUAUGGGUGGUGGUGCAGGAGGCGGCAUGGGUGGUGGUGGAUGGUGGUGGUGGUGCAGGAGGCAAUAUGGGUGGUGGUGCAGGAGGCGGCAUGGUGGUGGUGGUGGAGAGACAUCGGUGCUGAAUUUGGUAAAUGUUAGCGGGGCCAAUUAUUCAACCAUGCAUAAGAGUAAGAGUAAGAGCUCGUGA